This is a messenger RNA of Oppiella nova, 1076 nucleotides long. Lineage: Eukaryota; Metazoa; Arthropoda; Arachnida; Sarcoptiformes; Oppiidae. The record is from the annotation of a GenBank genome assembly.
AAAUAUUAAAUAUUUUACUACUCUAUGAUAUUUUAUAAUUAUUAUAACCAAGUAAAAACUUAUAAUAACUGAAAACUAUGAAAGUAUUAGCGAUUUUAGGACUGGUAUGCGUUGCGACGGCUAUUCAUAUACCGCAGAAAGAGAUUGAUAUCGAGUUUGAAAAUUUUAAGACCAAAUUCAGCCGCAAAUACGAGGGCUCGGGCGAGGAGUCGGCCCGUCGGGCCAUAUUUGAGGAGAACUACAACCGUAUAAAAGGGCAUAACUUUGAGGCCGAGUCCGGGGAACAGACAUUCAAACUGGCGGUCAAUCAGUUCGCGGACUUCACGAACACAGAAUUCAAGCAUAGAGUCAAUGGAUUCCGGCAUAAAAAACAGGCAAAUGUUUCCGUGUAUACAGGAACUGGUGAUGAACUCCCGGAUACUGUGGACUGGCGUACCAAAGGUGUAGUGACUCCCGUUAAAAAUCAGGAACAGUGCGGUUCGUGUUGGGCAUUCUCAGCCGUGGCUAGUAUUGAAGGUCAACACGCGUUGACCACCAAAAAGCUGGUCUCCCUCUCGGAGCAAAAUCUGGUCGACUGUUCCCAAGCGGAGGGCAACGAGGGCUGUGAGGGCGGCCUAAUGGACGACGCCUUCGAGUAUGUCAUCAAAAACCACGGCAUCGACACCGAGAGCUCCUACCCCUACAAAGCGAUCGACGAGAAGUGUGUAUUCAAAAAGCAAGCUAUCGGUGCGACUCUCACCGGCUUUAAGGACAUCCAGUCGGGCAGUGAGUCGGCCCUACAAUCGGCGGUGGCAACUGUGGGCCCCAUAUCGGUAGCCAUCGACGCCUCCAGCUUCACGUUUCAGUUCUACAGCUCCGGCGUCUAUAACGACAAGACUUGCGGUAAUAAACAGGAAGAUCUGGAUCAUGGGGUGACAGCAGUGGGGUAUGGCGUACAGGACGGGAAGGACUACUGGCUCGUGAAGAACUCAUGGGACGUGUCGUGGGGUAUAGAGGGCUAUAUACUUAUGUCCAGAAACAAGGAUAACCAGUGCGGUAUAGCCACCGAUAGUAGUUUCCCUACCGGUGUUCAAUAA